Molecule: messenger RNA, 9151 nt
Organism: Hemicordylus capensis (graceful crag lizard)
Lineage: Eukaryota; Metazoa; Chordata; Lepidosauria; Squamata; Cordylidae
Gene: ZBTB4
Product: zinc finger and BTB domain containing 4
Exons: 3
Coding region: 632-4399 (1255 amino acids)
Molecular function (GO): protein binding
Source: RefSeq, a predicted model, not a curated record
GGAAAGCGGUGCUGUUAGGAAGAGGAGGCUAAACUCUGCACAUCCCCUUAUUUCCUGCUCUACGCAUUGGCGCCGUGAUGCGCGACCCGAGGGUGCGUGCGGACGGAGGCCCGGGCGGCUUCCCUGAUCCGCAUUAGCGGGCGGUGGGCGUGGCGCGCAGCCACCGCGGAUUGGCGAGCCCGGGGUAGCGCGCCUCCACGGCCAGGGCUCCGCCGCGACUGCAGCCGGCCGGAGUUCUGGGGAGUCGCCUUUGCGCUCGCCGCGGGGCGAAGACCCUGUUGCGCGCGAGGCUGAGCGGCUCGGUCGGACUCGGAGCCUGCGAGCGAUGAUGUCAGAGGGGGAGGCAGCGGCGGUAGCAGCAGCAGCAGCGGCAGCGGCGAGGCUGGGCUGAGGAGCGAGCGCCGGAGCUGGAGCGAGAAGGAGAGGGAGAGGCGCCCCGUGCCAAGCAGGCUGCGAGCAUGAAUGGCGGGGCGAGAAGACUCCAUCUUGGGCUGCCACCAGACGCUUGCCGCCGCCGCCGCGCCGCCACGCAGAGGGUCCCUUCCUGGCGUAUUUGGAGACAGGGGCUUGAGGAACAGCCACACAGCUGCCCAGUAGAUGUGGUCAACCUGUCCAGCUCUGAGGCAGCGCGAUGGCUCCGAUUGUGGAGGUCACGGACGUCAGCCACUCCAGCUCCCUUCUGGUCCAGCUGAACGAGCAGCGCCUACGUGGCCAGUUCUGCGAUAUUACCAUCAUCGCCGAAGACACGAAAUUCAAGGCCCAUAAGAACGUUCUCGCAGCCUCCAGCCCUUAUUUUAAGGAGGUGCUUUCGGAGGAGUCAGCGUCUCGCCAGCCGAGCCAGAUCCUGGAACUCCCAGAUAUCCAGGCUGAAGUCUUCUCGGACAUUCUCAACUUCAUCUACAACUCCCGCCUCUCGGUGCCCAGCCCAGCUGCUGCCAAGGAGAUUGGAGCUGUGGGCCGACGGUUGGGCAUCUCCCGCUUAGAGAAUCUGGAUGACCCCUCAGCUGAUGCCAACAUGGACAGUCCCAGCGUUGACUCCUCCAGGCCUUGUGGCUCACCAAUCGACCUUACCUGCUCUUCCCGCUCAGCCGAGCCUUCCAGCCCUCUCUGCUUCCAGGAUUUGGCCAAAGUACCUAGCCCAGUGAGGGACCCUCGUCCUGACACUGAAACAGAGACCGCCAAGAUCCUCUACAACCUCAGCUCGGUGGCCACUGCCCCACCACCUGACCUGGCUUUCACACUGAAGGGAAGUGUCGGUUGGGACCAAGACAAUCCUUCUGGGAAGCCCCCUGCUGCCACCACCGCCACGACCACCACCGGUUCUGAAGCCGCCGAAGCACCAGCCUCCCCUUGCUCAUCCCCAUCAGGGGCUUCCCACCCGGCCAGUAGCACCUUCUGCUGCGGAAGCUGCAGCCGCUCCUUCACCACAUCGUCGGCGCUCAGCCUCCACACGAAGCUCCACAGAACACGGCGUUCCUUGUCCUGCCGACACUGCGGGAAGAAUUUCAUCCACAUCAAGCGGCUGCAGACCCACGAAGUCUUAUGCAAGGAAGUGGAGAAACCCGAGGAGGGCGCUCCCGGGGGCGGGACGCUGCCAACUCCCAUGCUACCUUCCAAGCCUGCGGCAGCACCAGCAUCUUCCAAGAAAGGCAUGCUCUUCCGCCACAGGGGCCUGCCACGCCUGGACUAUAUCUCUGACCAAGACCAUUUUGUGAAAGUGGUGGAUGGCCACAUCAUCUACUUCUGCACUGUCUGUGAGCGGUCUUACAUGACGCUUUCGAGCCUCAAGCGCCACUCCAACGUUCACUCGUGGCGGCGGAAAUACCCGUGCCGCUACUGCGACAAAGUCUUCGCUUUGGCUGAGUACCGCACCAAGCAUGAGGUCUGGCACACGGGGGAGAGGCGCUACCAGUGCAUCUUCUGCUGGGAGACCUUCGUCACUUACUACAACCUGAAAACCCAUCAGAAAGCCUUCCAUGGGAUCAAUCCUGGCCUCAUCUCUUCCGAGAAGACCCCCAACGGAGGCUACAAGCCUAAACUCAAUGCGCUGAAGCUCUACCGGCUCCUGCCCAUGCGCUCCCAGAAGAGGCCCUACAAGACGUACAGCCAAGGACUGGUGCCUGAUAACCUCCUGCUCCCAGCUCAGCCCCUCUCCAUGCCGAUGGGUGACGGGGAAUCCUUGGAUGCAAACCUGGUCUCCUCGUUGGGUACUAACGAUGUUACUUCCGUCUUCACUGCUAACAGCGGUUCCCUGGAGUUGCCGGAGGCAGAGUCCUUUCAGCGGCAAGAAUCUGUGGGUGCCCCAGAGAUGCCCACACUCCCAGCUGUAGGUGAGAAGGCUCAGCAGGAGAAGCAAUCAAGGCCUGUGGGCACAGAGGCCCCCACAGUCAUUGCCUACGGACGUCCAGCCUCUUCUGUGAUUGUCCACAGCACUUCAGUGAUGUCGCAGCCCUCUUCGGUGAUCACGUAUAACAGCAAGUCUUCAGAGACACCAUCCGAUUCGGGACCCCCACCUCCGCGGUCAUCGUCACAGCUGCCACCUUCCACCGUUGUGGCCAAGCCACUCAAGAAGCAAGUCCUGAAGGAAUACAUCCAGUCACAGAAAGUGGCUGAGCAGGCCUUGGAAGAGAACGGGAGUGACCACGGGCACAUGGCCAGGGGACCACGGGCUGGACGUACCAUGACGUACAUGGCGAAGCCAGCGUGUAUGGGAGCAGCCUCGGAAAGCCGCUCUGCACCGCUCUGCCAGAUCACAGUGCGCAUUGGCGAAGAAGCCAUUGUCAAGCGGCGAAUCUCUGAAACAGACCUCAUGUUGGACAAAGGUGGCCGCAUGGGGAGUAAGCGCUGCUUUGAUUUUGGCAGGGACCAGAACGGGGAGAGGCAGCAGCCAUUACCCCCAGCCCCUCACAGCAAACGUGCCGACCGGGGAUAUGCCAAUGAGAGUGGUGAGGAGGACAGCGACCGGGGAGACACCGAAGACCAGCUCUGGCGGCCGUACUACAGCUACAAGCCCAAGCGGAAAGCAUGUGGCAGUGCCGGCAGCGCCGUGCCUAAAGUGAAGAAGUCUCGGUGGCGUCGUAAGCUGCGCUCGUUGCGCUGGAUGAAACGGUCGGAGAAAGCUGAAGAGGAGGAGGAGGAGGAAGAGGAGGAGGAAGCCAGUGUGGGGACCAGUGACCCGGUGUCUGUGGAGGUGUCUGCAGGCCUUGUGGGGGCCUCUGGAAGUGAGGCGACUGACUUGCCCCUCAAGGCAGGGAGUGGGAGCGGGCGGGGCUCUGAGUGGAAGCACGAGUGCAGCAUCUGUGGCAAGCUCUUCUCUGCGCUCAAGAAACUGAAGAAGCACGAGCGGGUGCACGGGCGCCUCAGCCGGGACGACCAGACCCCCACGUCCUUGCCGGCUACGCCCCACCGUGUCGGCCGCAAGCCGCUGGUCAAAUUCACCUGCACGCACUGCUCCAAGGUCUGCAAGACAGCGGCGGCGUUGAGCCGCCACAUGAAGCGGCAUGAGGGCGAGCAGCCUGAGCAGGCCCCGGUGCCGGCCCUCACCACUGUCAUCGCCUACUCCAAGAAGGCGGCCGACAUGUCUCCGGCAGCACCCUCACCGGUCGUCAAGGAAGAGACCAUGCAAGAGAUGCAGGUGUCAUCGUCCAGUGGCGAGGCCCCUGUGUGCCAGCAGGAGGCACCAGACGAGGGACCUGUGGCCAUGGAAAUGCAGCCCUACGAUGGCUGCCCCCUCGUGCCGGCGCCCGAGGAGGAAAGCCCCCCGCCGCUGAGGGAGGAGAAGUCCCCCUUUCACGAGGAACUGCCUGUUCCCCCAGCACCCCCGCUGGAGGCGACCACCAGCCUCGCCGAGAUGCCCCCAAGUUUGCCCCACUCCCUCCAAGACCCCGUCAUCUCGCAUACAGGCCUGGCCCAGAAGGAGGUCCUGGUGCCGCAGGAGGUUGAAGAGGACCGGUACCCAGUCCAGGAGUACCCGUUGCCCUUGCUGGUGCCCGGCAGCUGUCGGACCCGGAAGGACCUGGAGGACAAGCCCUCCUUCCUUGCCUACCCCAGCGCCAUCCAGUUCAACGCAGUGGGCAAAGCUGGUGGCAGCGAAGGGGACGGCAAGGUGAGCUUCUACCCCGACCCGUAUCCCCUGAUGUACGGCCACCAGCUCCUGGCCGCCUACCCGUACAACUUCACCCUGCCCGUCGCUCUGAACAUGGUGGUCCCAGAUGACAAGGGGCAGCCUCUCCCCUUCCUGCCCAGCGUCUUCAGCUACUCGAUGAAUCCGUGUCGGAGCGAGGUCCACGACGGAGGAGCCGGAUCCCACGGGGGUGUGGUGAUGGGGGGCGGUGCAGCUCGCGAGAGCAGAGGGGAACCAGCAGCACCCGAGCGGCUGAAGAAAGGAAGCCUUCUGUGAGGGACCAAGGGAGCUUGGGGUGUGUGGUGUGGGGCAGGCACUGUGAUGCUGGGCGGGGAGGGGGGAGGUCUGGGGAAGGCGAGGGGAGGCAUGCCGGUCUUCCUGUCGGUCCCGAGAGUGGGUCCACGUGCAGAGCGGCAGAGGAGCAAGGCUGGGCCGUGUCAGAGAGUUGAGAAGCCGGAGGGGAGUGGGACAGAGCCAUCUGGCCCAAGGUCUCCCCCACCCACCCACCCACUUCAUGUCUGUGGCGUAUUGCGUGGGGCACAUUGUAGGUACAAUUUAAAAGUAGCAAAAAUAGGUACAGGGUAACCCCUCCUUCCUCCCCUCCCAGCCCUCCUGCUCAGUAGACGCUGCCGUGAAGAGUGGAUUUGCACAACCAGGCCGCCCCCCACCAUGCGCGGCCGUCUGUCCCUUUCCCAGCACUGGUGGCAUCACCCCCUACCCAGGAGGAGCAUCAGUUGUGGGACCCACCAGAGGGUGUGUGUGUGGGGGGGUGCUUUCCCACGGCCCCUCCCACCAGAUGGCGCUCCAGGGUUUCCCUGGUCCUCCCUCCCCGCUGCUGGUUUUUCUGCAAAGUGGGAAAGGGGUGUGUGUGUCUGGAGGCACAGACCUCCCCCCACCGGCCUUGCCAGCCCCUUCCUCUGGUCUCUUCUUGGUUUGGGGUUGGGUUCUCCUUUUUUGCUCCCAGCUGCUUUUGGUCCUGCCCAGUUCAAGCCGCUUGGCCUCCGGCCAGACCUCUGCAGCUGCUGAGCAAAUGCGAGAGAGGGGCUUUUGUGUUUUGUUUUGCAGCUUGAAUGGGAUGAAUCACAUUUUCCUUUUGGCUGGAGGAGGGCGGUGCAGGGGGGCGGGGGCUGUGUGUUUCAGGGGGCAGGGCGUCUCUCUGUUGAGGCGCAGAGGGAGCAUUUCUGUUUGGGUUUUGGGUCUUCCGGAAACUUCCUUAGCCCAUAUUGCCAAAGGCUAGGGUGGUGUUGCAGAAACCCAUUUUUUACAUUGCACAUACACACACGGGUUGUGUGGGGCAGGGGGGAGGAGAGAUGCCGAUUGUCACCAUCUUAUCAUGCCCUGUGCUGGUGGUGGCGGGGUGGGGGGGGAGCUUUAAGUAUCAAUGGGGUGUGGGGUGGGUAACCAGACCGGAUUCCACUGUGUACCGUGACUUUAAUUUUCCCAAUGUUCAUCCCACUUGCAGAAGGAGGGGUCUUUGCCCCACACUGCAAAGCCCCUACGCACACCUCCAGCCUUUCUUUCAGCAGCCCCUCAUCUGCAACACCCUCCCCACCUAGACUAUCUAAGAUCAGCAAUAGUUAAAUUCAUAAUUACGUUUAGCAAUCAAAACUUCCUGUUCUGUCCUGUCCUUGUUUUUCAAGAACUCAAUCUUUAAGCUGCCUACUUCAAAAAAGAAAAAAAGGAAAGGGAAAGGGGGGGAAGCACCCUUCUUAAAGCAACAAGACAGUUUUGGAGAGAAAGCAUUUUCAUACAUGUGGCUUAAAUGUGGGAGAGCCUAGCUGCUGUGUUUGUCAUGCAGAUGAACAUUCUGGUCAGGGCAGGGUUUGCAUUUCACAUUACAACACUCCCCCCCCCCCCCGCCCCAAUGAAGCAAGUCCUGCCUCGAGCUUCCUGUAGUCUGUAGCGCUUGCAGCUGAAGUUUUUUUUUUUUAAAAAAAAAACCCCACAAAAGUUUUAAAUUGUGGAUAAGUUCCUUCCUCUCCAAGAAAUAUCCAGUAUAGGCAAUUGAAAGGUUGUUUGGGAUUUUUUCUCCCUCUCUUGCUACAAACCCAAAAAAACGAGUCUCUCAUAUUUUUUAGGAGAUUAGAGAUGACUGAUCCCUAGUACUGCAUUCCAGAAGGACAAAAGCUCCAUGUUUUGCAGGAAUGAAAACGUGAAAAAUAAGAAAAGCUGGCAAUUUGUGCACGAAAAGCCAAAGGGUUAGAAUUUCUGAGUUGCUUUUCAGUUCUUGGGAUGAUGAUGGCUUUCCCCCCUUCCCUGAUGAAAAUGUUCCGAAUUUCAAUACAGUCUAUGAACACUUUUCAGAAAAAAGGACCAAAACAGUGGAUAUCUUUAUACACUGACCAGUUUUUCAGGGGAGAGAGACCUGAGGAUUUGUUCAGGGGGAAACUCUCCACACGCUCUAUUCAGUGUGCAUCCAAUCUCUGCAGAGUGUACACUUCUGUAGGCACAUACAGUUAUUCACACCUGCUGUCCAGUGCCCGUAGCUCCCUCUCUGGAUCUUAUACUUGAGUGGGCCUGUACCCAGGCUGUCUUUGAAAAUGGACAGAGGGCUGGUCAUUCACGCAGAUGCAUGUGGACAGACAACUCUCUUGCAGCUGCACUGUCAUGUCUGAAUAGGGCUUAGGUGGACGCUCGAAACAGUUUUCCAAAAAUUGUCACUGUAUGGAGUUUUUGGAUGUCCACAAUAAAAAAGGUGGGGUGGGGGGAGGGAGUGGGUCAGUGGAGUAAUCCAGGUAACUUCCAAAAGGGUUAGGAAAAUGAGGAAUUGAGGAGAGAGAAAUGUUACAGCAGAUAGAACAUAUUUUUUAAUGAGUGUCACCCUUAUGAAAAUUUGCAGACAUUCCAUUUCCAGUGCUCCAGCACAGCUCCCGUUAGGUUCAGUGGGAGGUUUGUGCAGGAGAUUUUCCUGCUGGGUCACAGUUGCACCACUUCCAGUAGGAACUGGGAUCGCCUCCCCCCUCCGCCAACCCUCAGGGCGCCCACAACUCUCUCUGCUUCCUACAGGGAGCUCAAAACGCUUGCUCCUUUGCACCUACAGCCUUCCUGCUCACAGAAACGUCUUUCUAAAAUGGGGGCAGGGGUCUGAAAGAGGCGGGUAGUUGUCAGCUUUCAAUCUCAAGGCUUCCCUGGUUUUUAAGGGACCCCCGGUUCCCUCCCCAAUGGAGUCGUCUUUAGGGCUUGCAGUUGGCAACUUGCAUCCUGGCGCAGACCCCACCAGGCCACUCAAGGUUCAGCACGUGUGAGUGGAUCUGGGGCGGUGUGGAACGCGGUGGGUGGAGGGCAUGCCAUUUCUCUUGCUGACCCAGGGGUUCUCAAACCGGAGCCCCCAGAUGUUGUUGGACUUCAGCUCCCAUGAUCCCCAGCCACAGUGACCAACAUCUGGGGACCCAAGUUUGAGAACCCCCAGCCCUUUCCUUGGGUGCCCUGACGGCAGCUGUGCUGUCCUGAGAGUAUAGGAAGGUGGGGGGGGGGAAGAGACCAUGGGGCAGUGCCGGGCCGCCGCCUUGCUUCUGGAGGAAGGGCUUCCAUCAGUCUUUGGGGGAGGGGGGCAUGUGGCCUCUGAGCCUGCCUGAAGCGCAGCCGAGGACCCCCGUGCUCCUGUCGUGCAGAAAGUCAACUGACGCUCUGGGCAAGGCAGCCCCCCUCCCAACGCAGCGGGGGGGGGCACCUUCUGCCCACAAACGGCCCUCCCUGCCUCACCUUAGUAGCAUCCACGUCACAAGAGUGGGAUGCUCCCUCCCUCCCUCCCUCCCUUUCCAGCAUGGCUCAGCCCUGAGAUGCCCCCCUGCUUCUGGCAAGGGUGCCUUGUGGGGCAGAGUCUUCAGCGCGCCCUCCCCCCCCCCGCGCGCUUUUUGCUGCAGCGUCUGAUGCAUCCCACAGAGCAGCGCCCUGCCCUGCUGCUGCUGCUGCCGCCACCGGAGGCCCCUGCUUUGCUGCAGCGGAGCUCUCGGGCCCUGCUUUGCUGCAAUGCAGUCAGUGCAGAUCGCGCCUCCCCCGCGCCCGGCCGCCUCAUUCCCCCAGCAUAAGUGACGCAUUCUUCAGGGCUGGCCUUCUGGAGUGAACUGCUGGAAAGGGCAGGCCCUUCCGCUGGGACCCGGCUCUCCUCCUCCUCCGAGCAGCCCCACCCCCACUUGGGCAGGGAAGGCAGUUUGCAAGCCGGGCCUCCAGACCUUCCCCAAGGCGGCCUGCGUCCCAGCUGGGGGAGCUGCAGAGGCCUGGGGGGGGGCGGCCUUGGGUGCUGCAGACCCCGCUUGCUUCUUGGCUGAGACAUCAAAGCCAACGCGGCCGCUGCAUUCGGCUGCAAGAAGAUCUCGCUCCAGUCGGGAAUGCACUGCCAGCCCUCGACCCGCCACAAGGAGGCGGUGUGGGGCGGCCCCUUCUUUCCCUGGGCAGCAGCCACCCCCACCCCCCUCCCCGUGCAUUUUUUGGAGAGCAGUUGUGAGGCUCCUCCCAGUGAGGAAGCCCCUGCCGUGGGAGUAUGAGGGGGCAGGGUUGGCCAGGUGGCCGAGAGAGAGCACCAAAGGUAUCUGGGCAUGGGGCCCUGCGCCCCUCCAGCAGGGAAGGGGGCUUGGGGUCACCACCGGGGGCGGGGGGGCAGAAAGGCGGUCACUGACAUGUACAUAGAGCUGUCCGUGUCUCUCCGAUCUUUUGCACUUUGUCACUGGGGGGGCUCUCGGUGAUUGUUGAGCGUUUGCUACUGAAUGUAACUUGUCUUUUGUUUUUUUUUUCUCCUAGAAGCACCUCUAGCUAGUUUUAUGGCACUUUAGAAAUUUACUGAAACCAUUUAAAGAAAACAUAAAAAGGAAAACAAUACCAAGGGUUUUUAAAAAAGGAAAGGAAAAACAAACAAACUAUGGAAAAUGUUAAAUAAUAAUGAGGAUGAGUAAUUUCAGCCGCUUUUUCCCGGUCUCUGCUCCUAAGUGUGACAGUGUGAAGUCUGUUAGACAAAAAAUGUAUUUAUCUUUCUGCAUCUUUGUGUGUAACUCAAAUAACUUCUUCAGAAUAAAAAGACAAUUAUACACUCAA